Messenger RNA from Rasamsonia emersonii CBS 393.64, 1458 nucleotides. RefSeq lists its product as uncharacterized. Bases 1 to 1458 code for a protein of 485 amino acids. The record is from RefSeq and is a predicted model, not a curated record. Lineage: Eukaryota; Fungi; Ascomycota; Eurotiomycetes; Eurotiales; Trichocomaceae. The transcript has 3 exons.
AUGUCCGUCUGGUCGACUCUGGGGAUUCUGUCACUUCUCGUUCUCAUCACCGCUGCAUUCGAAGCGUCUGCUCAUCCGACAUCCGUCCAUCACGCUGACGGACUCGACAGACCUGUACCCCGUGCAGACCAGUCCGAUUCGCAGGACGAAUCGAACCUCCCGCUCCAGAUUGGCGGGAUUGUCGGCAGCUACGUGAUCUUUGAUGCACUGGUCGUCCUCCUGCUGCUGCUGGUGGGAAGACGACUGAGACGAGCGGUGCAUUCCUCGAAUUAUUCGCUGGACAUGGUCAUGCUCCAGCCGCCAGCCAAACCGACCGUCAGCACCGAUCCAAGCCCUAUCUCUGACGCCAGCACAGUAUUUCCCAGUCCCGACAAAGCUCGAGGGUGGAAUAUGUUGUGGAGCAACGUGCCCCGAGGGUCGAAGUCGCACGCGUCCAACCACAGCGCGGCGACUAUCGACGAAAGCGUCGUUUCCGCGGAUCGACAGAAGGCGCAGGAGGAUCUGGAAAGGCUCUAUGCAGCGGUCAUGGAGUACGAUGAGAGAAGAGCAGCUGGUUCUCCUGAUCCUGUCGAUGAGAAUCACAACAAGUCGGUCUCUCCGGUGGGAUCGCCGAUGCAAAGCCCUCGAGGAUUUGCGCAACAUCAACAACCGCUGUCUCCUCGGCCAGAGACGACGUCGUCCACGAAAAGCCGCGCAAGCACGAGACUCUCCAAAAUCGCGAACCUGUCGAUCUUCAGUCCGACGUCAUCCAUCUCGAACAAACUCCGUUCGCCGCGCCUCAAUAUCCGAAAGCUGCCCAUUUCACCACCCGCGGAAACGUCGCCGUACGUCGAGAACCAGCCAUUGACGCCCCGGAUCUACAACCCGGGUCCUCCUCCCAGUGCGCCACUGGCACCGACAUAUUCGACGGACCAGCAGAAAGAGCAGAAAGAGACAUUUGUAUUGCAGCCGAUCAACACGGGCAGCAGCAGCAGAGCAGCCGCUCCUACGCCGCUGAAUCUCAACACCACCAACAACAAUAACAACAAGACGAAUAAAACCGCCGUAAACACCUCCUCAACACUCCCAUUCCGCCAGGCCUUCAGCGACAACAACCCGCCACAGAGCGCCCCACCAACCAAGACCACGAUCCUGGAGCGGCCGGCGCACCUGUCGAACGCGCCGCGCACGGGCGUCCCGACGCCGUACAGCCCAUACCAGCCUUUUACGCCAGUCACGCCCAUCACGCCGAGCCGGAUGGUGACCAAGCGGGAGAAGCGGCGCCAGGAGAGGCUGAACGGGCUGCGAGUACUGCAGGAGGACGACCUGGUCAAGAGUGAUGAGGAGUUGUGGGGUAACGGGAAAGGGGAACAGGGAGCAAACAAUGCUUAUUUUUUUUUCGUUUUAUUAUUAUUAUUGUCAUCACAUUUUUCCAGCAAAAACAAAACCCCUAUACUAUUACUUAUUACUUACUCCUGA